GUCCUUCGCCGCUCGCCUUAGGCCGGGCGGAAGUGACCCGUCACAGCUGCUCUUUCGCUGCGCCUGAAGCCUAAAGGUGCCCACCAACGUGUUCCGGUGUCGCUGGGGUCCGACGCUGCUGGUGGCUCCAUGGCGUUCAAGUGCCAGCGGGACAGCUGGGUCCGGCAGUUCACCACGCAGGUGGUCUCCUGCUGCCCUGCAAAACUGUCCACAGAAAAUGGUGGAAAGAAGGAGACACUUCAGGGAUUCCAUGUCAUCUUGGAAGACACUAUUCUUUUCCCAGAGGGUGGAGGGCAGCCCGACGACCGGGGGCUCAUUAAUGACAUCCCAGUAUUAAGGGUCACCCGACAAGGUCCAGAUGCUCUACACUUCGUCCAGACACCCCUUGAGCCAGGGAGCGAGGUGCAGCUGGUGCUGGAUUGGGACCGGCGCUUUGACCACAUGCAGCAGCAUUCCGGACAGCAUCUCAUCACAGCUAUUGCGGAUCUGAUGUUUGGAUUCAAGACGACAUCAUGGGAGCUAGGUCGCCAACGAAGCACUAUAGAGCUGGACACCCCCUCGAUGACAGCAGAUCAGGUGGCAGCCCUUGAGCAGAGCGUGAAUGACAGAAUCCGAGCCAGGAUCCCGGUGGUGGUGCGAGAGCUGGCAGUGGGCGACCCUGAAGUUGAGCUGGUGAGGAGCCGUGGAUUGCCGGACGACCACACGGGGCCCGUGCGGAUUAUAAGCAUCGAGGGUGUCGAUGCCAAUAUGUGUUGUGGCACGCACAUCUCUAAUCUCAGUGACCUGCAGAUGGUUAAGCUCUUGGGCACUGAAAAAGGGAAGAAGAACAAGACCAACUUAGUUUUCCUCGCUGGGAACCGAGUGCUGAAAACUUUGGAGCGAAGCCACGCAACCGAGAAGUCCUUCACAUCACUGCUUAAGACUGGCCCCGAAGAGCACGUGGAAGCUGUAAAGAGGCUACAGAACUCUCUGAAGCUGCUUCAGAAGAGCAACUUGAACCUGCUGAGGGAUUUGGCCAUCCUCACAGCUCAGAGCUUAAAAAACAACCUGGAUCAGGAACCUAUUCUUGUGUUGCACAGGAAAGACGGUGAUUCUGAGUUCAUGAACAUCAUUGCGAAUGAGAUUGGCGCUGGGCAGGAAACCCUCCUUUUCCUAUCUGUGGGAGAUGAAAGAGCAGCUGGGCUUUUUCUGCUCGCGGGACCCCCAGAAGCUGUGGAGAAACUGGGCCCCAGGGUGGCUGAAUUGCUGGAAGGAAAAGGUGCUGGGAAGCGGGGCCGCUACCAGGGCAAAGCCACGCGGAUGAGCCGGCGGCCAGAGGUGGAAGCGCUCCUCCGGACGUUUGUCAGCGAACAGAGCACAGAGCAGUGAUGGGAUGGACAACGGGAGUAAAUGGUGCACUGUGAAUAUGACAACCGUUCUUAAGGACUGUAAAGUAAUAAACUAAGGAUUCCUCCCCCUUUA
Messenger RNA from Podarcis muralis (Common wall lizard), 1461 nucleotides. NCBI's taxonomy places the organism in Eukaryota, Metazoa, Chordata, Lepidosauria, Squamata, Lacertidae. The record is from RefSeq and is a predicted model, not a curated record.